This is a messenger RNA of Symbiodinium natans, 2745 nucleotides long. NCBI's taxonomy places the organism in Eukaryota, Dinophyceae, Suessiales, Symbiodiniaceae. The record is from the annotation of a GenBank genome assembly.
GUCUUCGCGUCCGCCGACCGCGACCUGGCUCUGUGGACGAACCGCCAGGAACACCUGACGGUGCUUUCCGUCGCUCCGGGCGACGGGUUAAACACAGCAUACAGGAUGCUGGUUCGCGCCCUGGACGGCCUCGCGGAGAUUCUUCGGCGGCGCAGACCCGGACAGGACCAGGCCUUUGCUGUCUCGGAACGAUUGGGCUACUUGACCUCCGACCUCGGCCGUCUGGGCGCUGCCCUGCACGCCAGUGUGCUGCUGAAGUUGCCGCGGCUGGCAGCCAUGGAGGCGUCCCACCCCAGCAGUGCGGCGGGAAGCUGGAGGUCAUGGGCUGGCUUGCGCCGUGUGAAGGUGGAGCCCGUCUCCACGCUGGCCUCUGGGCAAAAGGUAGAGGGCUACUUCCGGAUCUCGAACAUGGACACCUUCCUUGCCACGGAUGAAGAGAUCCUGUCGGCACUGGAGGAGGUAGCCUUGCGGUUGGCCAUCGCAGAGCAGCAAAUCACAACGCUGACUGCAGACUCCGACCAGCUGUUUCCCAUCCUUACCUCGGUGCUGUCGGCGGCAGAGGCACGUGGUGAGAGCCGCACCUCGUUGCUCAGCGUCUUCUCGGGCAUAGUGACGACGGAGGGGAGUGAAGACUUAUCACAGGAGGUGCUAUCCGCGAUGAUGCGGGAGGCGACGGCGACGCCUCGCCAAGAGCUCGAGACUCUUGCAGAGGGGAACGAGGAAGAGGAGCUGGGAUCUCUGAAAGACAGGGUGCGCCUGGCUAUGUACUCCAAGCUCGAGGAUGGCUCACUGCAGGAGGCCUUGCAGGAUGCCGCCGACACGUCAGGCGCGCAGUACUUCUCGGACCUGCCCCCGCCCCCGCCGCCUGCGGACGGCUUUGAUGAUGGCGACCUUGAGGCGGAUGCCUUGGUGACUGCCCUGCGGACCAUGCCGCGUCCGACUCCUCAAGUGGAGAAGGAGCCCGAGAUCGAGCCCAUGACGGCGGCAGAGGAGGCAGCACAGCAGGCCCCACGGCAGCCGAGCCCGCAGGACCUCGCAGCAUUGCGGAAGCGCACGGCAGACCUCCUGGCUCAGGCUGCGGACACUGGCGGCCUCGAGCAGAUCUUGACGGAGGUGAAGAAGGAGAUGUUCGAUGAAGUCCGGAGCAAAGUCGCCGGCCUCCUGACCCAGGCGGCCGACAAUGGCGACUUGGAGAAGAUCCUCCAGGACGUGAAAGUCAGCGACGGGGCCACGCCGGAGCAGUGGCAGCUGCGGCAGAAGGCAGCACAGCUCCUGACGCAGGCGGCUGGCAACGGACUCCUGGAAAGCGUCCUGGGACACGAGGAUAGCAAGAAGACCAGCAAGGGCGAUGCUGAGACGAGAGAAGAGGUCCGUGCGCGAGCGGCGAAGCUGCUUGCUGAGGCAGCCGCUAACGGCGGGCUGGAGAAGGCCCUUGCCUCCCUGGAGAAGGAGCCGCAGAAGCACGGCGAGGCCAGCGUCCGCGAGCGAGCGGCGAAGCUGCUGGCUGAGGCAGCCGACAAUGGUGAGCUGGAGAAGGUACUUGGCUCAGUGAAGGGCACGCCGCGCAUGGAGGAUCAGCUGGCGGACAUCCGCGCAGCUGCUAAGGCGUCCCUGCUGGAGGCUGCGGAGUCCGGUGCUCUGGAGACGAUCGUGGCCGAUCUCCAGAGGGAGAAGGCGUCGUACUUGGGCGACGUCCGCGCGCGGGCUGCCGAGAUGCUGAUAGAGGCUGCAGAGACUGGGCGCUUGCAGCAGGUGCUUGGCGAGGUGCACCAACGCCAGAGCUCUGCCCGGGAGGCGACCUUGCUUGACGUGCGCCAGCGCGCGGCCAUGCUGCUCUCCGAGGCGUCGGCGAACGGCAAGCUGGAGCAGAUCUUAGGCGAGAUCCACGUGAAGGACACCAAAGGUACCAAAGCUGAUUCAGAGGCCCUGUUGGCUGCCGCGCGCGAUAAGGUGAAGUCGCAGCUGCAGCAGGCUGCCCAAGACGGACGGCUGGAAACAGCCCUGCGGGCCUUGGGAGAGGAGGCCCGUGGCGAAACGAAACCUUCUCAAGCAGUGGCGACGUACGAUUACGACUCGGACUUCGAAGAGUUCUUGAGAAAGCCAGCGCCAGCUGAGCCGAAAGUGGAGGAGGCGCCGCACGCCGAAGGUGAAGCAGCGCUCAAGCAGAGGAUCAAGACCAGUUUCCUCACUGCUUUGGACGACGGCUCCCUGGAAGAGGCGCUGAAGUCCGUCGCGGGUGACCCAGGUGAGGAGGCCGUGCGCCAGAGGCUGGAGAAGCGGCUCCUGGAAUCCUUGAAGGAUGGUUCACUCGAGGAGGCGGUGAAGCUGGCACUGCCAGCCCCCACAUCGCUCCAAGUUCCAACGCAAACGCAGACAGUGGAGGAGUUCUCCGCCAGGAUGUUCCUGGAGGCAUUCGCUGAGAAGGGCCGGCGGCUGGACACACUGCUGGCCCGAAUCGCCGAGGCGGAGGCACAGAUCAAGCAGCGCGAACAGCGCUGCCAGCAACUUCAGGCACAUGUGGCACAGAACAAGAUGGAGCUGGCCCACUUGGACUUGGACUUUGAGUGGUGCUCGAAGCUCCUGGACUCGGCGGAGAUCCGCCGAGGGGAGCUGCAGGCAGCCCAGAGGAAGCUCCUGGGCACGCUCCAUGGCAAGAUGUACGAGUUGGCCGACGUCACGUCGCGCUUGACCCCGCGCUCCCCGCAGCCGCCGAGCCCCUGCCCCUCCCUGCCUCGCCAUGCUUAA